GACACUCUCUAUGGCCAUGUGUGCACACCACUCACAGUCUCCAGUCUUGCAGUCUAUGGUGGUUUGCAGCGGCGCUACAUUCAGAAGUGCCAGAUAACUGAUCUGUACUGGCAAUUUCAAGCUGAAUGGUCUGCCCUGUCUGAGCUGCACCCACACUACGGUGCAGAGAUACCCUCUUAUGAUACUUUUCGACGCAGGUGGAAUUCCCACUGGAGCAACAUGCUUCGCAUGCGAGAAAAGAGUCAGCACAAGCAGUGCCAGCGAUGCUUUGACCUGCAGAUGAUGUUGCGUAACCCCAAAGUUUCAUGGAGUCGCAAGAUGGAGGUCGCAAAAUUGUUGCGGCAGCAUCAAAAGGAUCAAUACGAGGAUCGUCUCCUGUAUUGGUCUCUGAGAUGGGCUUCGACCAUCCAGGCACAGUCUUGCAGUCCUCAGUCCUCACAGCCAUCCAAGCAGCCCUUGCAGUCAGGAACAGUUCUCACUGUCAUCAUCGAUGACAUGGACCACAGCAAGUUUGCAUGGCCACGCUGGGAGUUUCGCAAACAGCCGCAUGAGUUGGAUGGAUUGAUACGACCAACAGUCACAUUCACAGGCGCAUAUGCACAUGGAUGGGGCACGUACCUCUAUAUGGCCGGCCCACAAGUUGUGGGGGGGUCGGACUAUUUUUUGGAGGUCCUGUGUCAGACCUUGGAGCAGGUUUGGCAGUCUUGCAGUCCUCAGUCCUGGCCGUCUCAUUUGGUGCUAGUUGCUGACAACACCACAAAGUCGGCAAAAAACCAGUUCGUGCUGCGAUUUCUGUGUUACCUGGUGGGCCGUAAAAUCUUCAAGUCAGCAGGCAACCUCCCAGAAGUCCCUCACUGUUUCACCAUGAUCACUGGUGAUACAAUGUCUUUGAAGCACAGGCAGCUGAUGGAAGAGAGUUUGGAUGGGACAGCAGUCUAUGUGUGUGUCAAAAUGUACUCUCGUGACUUGAACCUCAGCCAGCCCCCCUUCAAGGUUGCCAGCAUGGCCCAGAUUACUGCAGUCCACCCGGCAAUCCCGAGGGGUGUUCACUCUGCAGUUGAGCUGUCUGCCAGUCAGAUUGACACCUUCUCCAGAUUGGCAGAACUGGCAGAGAAGUAUGGCAUGGCAAAAGCUGCCAAGGCUUUGCAAGAGCUCGUUCUUGUGAGGCGCUAUGAUGUGCAUCCUUUGGAGUUUCUGAGACAAGCACGCAGAGUUUUCUGUCCAGAGCCAGAAGGCUUUGCACAGUUGCCAUACUUGCCACAGUCCUGCUGGCGACUGAUGGCCAAGAUGCACCAGUGA
Molecule: messenger RNA, 1299 nt
Organism: Symbiodinium necroappetens
Lineage: Eukaryota; Dinophyceae; Suessiales; Symbiodiniaceae
Source: the annotation of a GenBank genome assembly